Messenger RNA from Thalassophryne amazonica, 2363 nucleotides. Its product is annotated as BTB/POZ domain-containing protein 6-B-like. Gene Ontology annotation, molecular function: protein binding. Gene Ontology annotation, cellular component: cytosol. Bases 217 to 1680 code for a protein of 487 amino acids. Gene Ontology annotation, biological process: neurogenesis. The transcript is spliced from 5 exons. Lineage: Eukaryota; Metazoa; Chordata; Actinopteri; Batrachoidiformes; Batrachoididae. The record is from RefSeq and is a predicted model, not a curated record.
AGGAAUAAAUAUAGCUAGAGGAAAAAAAAAAUGGAGUGCAGCCUUCUUUUAAAAAGCGACUAAUCCCGCCCCCUAGUGGGCGCUCUGCACACGGCAACAGCAGGAUCUAAGAUGGCGGCCGGUCGUGCGACGGUACCGGUUCGAGCAGGUUCGGCAAAGACGUCUGUCAGGAAGCAGUCUGAUGACCUCACAGCAUGAUCCUGCUCAUUCGGUGACAUGGAGAAGUGGAACAACAUGGCGGCAGAACUUUUGUCCACCCGUGUCGGCAGUGAUGAGCCGGUGGUGACGGCCAACAUGGUGCGAAAGAAGCGCCUGAUCCAGCUGAGUGAGCCAGAUCUGGUUAUCAGAAAUGAUGGCGAUGAGGCACAGCAGACCGUCAACAACGACAGUGAAGAAAGUGUCAGGUGGCCGGUGAUGCACCCGACGCUCAGAGAGAGAAAUGCUCUUAUGUUCAAUAACGAGCAGAUGGCUGAUGUUCACUUCAUCGUUGGUCCGCCAGGAAACACACACAGUGUUCCCGCUCACAAGUAUGUGCUGGCGGUGGGCAGCUCCGUGUUCAGUGCCAUGUUCUAUGGAGACCUGGCUGAGGGACAAUCUCAGGUCCACAUCCCUGAUGUGGAGCCAAGUGCUUUCCUGGUCCUGUUAAAGUACAUGUACAGCGAUGAGAUUGAGCUGGAUGCAGACACUGUGCUCGCCACACUCUACGCUGCCAAGAAAUAUAUCAUUCCUGCUUUGGCCAAGGCCUGCGUCACCUUCCUGGAGACAAGCCUGGAAGCAAAGAAAGCCUGCGUCCUGCUCUCUCAGAGCUGCCUGUUUGAGGAGCCGGAGCUGAUGCAGCGGUGCUGGGAGAUGAUCGAUGCCCAGGCUGAGCUGGCUCUGUGCGCCGACGGCUUCUGCGAGAUCAACAUACAGACACUGGAGAUCAUUCUGCAGCGAGAAACUCUCAACACCCAUGAGACCAUUGUUUUUCAGGCGGCACUCUGCUGGGCAGCGGCUGAGUGUCGGCGACGGGGCUUAACUGUGACCCCCAGGAACCAACGGGUUGUGUUGGGAAAAGCUUUGUACCUGAUCCGGAUUCCUACCAUGACCCUGCAGGAGUUUGCCGAUGGGCCAGCACAGGCAGAUGUCCUGACACUGAAGGAGACUCAUGACAUCUUCUUGUGGUUCACUGCCACCAACAAACCCAGACUGGAGUUUCCUCUGGACAAACGAGCUGGUCUGGCACCACAGAGGUGCCAUCGUUUUCAGUCUUCAGCCUACCGCAGUAACCAGUGGCGCUACAGGGGGCGCUGUGACAGCAUCCAGUUUGCCGUGGAUCGGCGGAUCUUCUUGGCUGGACUUGGACUGUACGGAUCAAGUGGCGGGAAAGCUGAGUACAGCGUUAAGAUUGAACUCAAGAGGCAUGGAACUGUAAUGGCCCAGAACCUCACAAAAUUCCUCUCAGAUGGCUCAAGCACCACCUUUGCUGUCUGGUUUGAACACCCAGUCCAGGUAGAACCCGACACCUUCUACACGAUCAGUGCUGUCCUGGAUGGAAUUGAGCUGAGUUACUUUGGUCAAGAGGGGAUGACGGAGGUGCAGUGUGGGAAAGUCACCUUCCAGUUCCAGUGUUCUUCUGACAGCACUAAUGGGACUGGAGUCCAGGGGGGUCAGAUCCCUGAGCUGGUCUUCUACUGUUGAUCUGAUCCAGAAUGGCAGACAUUAAGCUCUUUAAUCUCAAACUGAAAACCAAUAUCUGCAAUUUGGAAUAAUCAAUAAAAUAUAUAGAAAAGACAAAUAUCCUGAUUCUUGAAAAGAAGUAAACCAUCACUUCUCCAGCCUCUUGUGUUCAGAUGAGUCAGGUGAUUACUUCUCUGUGCCCACUUGGCAAUUUGGCACAGUGCAGAUGCUUAAAUGCACAAGAUCAAAUCAAACAUAAUUGUACCUUCCAUCACGUUUUGAGAAAUGAAUCAAACGUGGCUCCUUAGCGUUUGUUUCUCACCAUGGUUCUGUACGGCGCUGUGCACAGACGGACAUGCACGCCGUAAAGUGUUCAAUGUGUUCUGUAGUUAUGCUGCGACAUGGUGCAUUUAUGAUCCAGUAAGUUUUGUUGUGUUUGGAGAGAUUUAAUGAACUUCAAGAAAAUGUUCCCUGAGCUGUCUGAAGCCAUAUAGAAACUUCUGUAAAUGUAUAAAUGAUUAAGAAUGAAGAAAUGAUGAGAAAGAACACGGUAAACGUAAAAAUAAGUUUAGUGUCAUUAAAAAUGUUUCUGCCGCACCCAGAACUGGUUUCUGCUGAUGUAGUUCAAUUCAUAGAAACUAGAAAGAGUCAGCAAGGUGUUAAAAUAUCUCAGCUCUCACCCCCCCACCCUCCAACAUCAGAAC